UCUGGGCUCAGCUCUCCCUGCCCUUCCUACAAGGAAGUGCCGACUGGGGAAAGUUCUGUGCUUUACAUUAGUGUUGUCUGUGCUGCUGAGAUCAUGUGGUCGUCGCUGAGUCGUAGUAUCACUCAAGGAGCAAAGGUCAUACGUCUUGCUCGAUACUCCUCAGAUGCCUGUGCUCCCUUCCGUAUCCAUCGUCUGGAUCACCUGGUGCUGACUGUGCGAAGCUUAGAGAAUACUGUUAAUUUCUACUCACGUGUUCUAGGCAUGGAGGUCACAACAUUCAAGGGUAACAGGAAAGCUUUGACCUUCGGGAUGCAAAAGAUUAACCUUCAUGAGGCUGGAAAGGAGUUUGAGCCAAAGGCUUCAACACCAACCCCAGGGUCAGCAGAUCUGUGUCUUAUUACCAAUACCUCACUAAGUACUGUGAUGCAGCACCUUCAGGACUGUGGGGUACACUUAGAAGAAGGACCUGUAUCCCGAACAGGAGCUGUUGGAGAGAUCACAUCUGUUUACUUUCGGGAUCCUGACAAUAAUUUAAUAGAGGUGUCAAACUACGAAGAGGAAACAAACAAGGCACUUUAGCAAACAAAUUAUUUGAUUAAGGAUGUAAAUAUGUUUUUUCAUCAGUACUUGUUUAAUAAAAGAAAAAUAAAUCACUA
This is a messenger RNA of Bombina bombina (fire-bellied toad), 656 nucleotides long. It is a transcript of the gene GLOD5, whose product is annotated as glyoxalase domain containing 5. The record is from RefSeq and is a predicted model, not a curated record. Bases 94 to 579 code for a protein of 161 amino acids. NCBI's taxonomy places the organism in Eukaryota, Metazoa, Chordata, Amphibia, Anura, Bombinatoridae. The transcript has 4 exons.